UUUGUCCUUUUUUUCAUCUAAAUAGAAAAUCUGUAUAUAUAAAAAAUGGAAGAAGAGGUUACACUGCACCAGGAGUCUGUGCAUAUGUACAAGCAGGACAUUGAUGACAAUUGUCCAAUGACAGGUGAUGAAACAGACACAGAAGUAUAUCAUGAUAUUUUACGUCCUGUGCUUACAUGUUCAGAUAGCGAAAAUGUUAAUAUUAAAAAUGAAGCAAUGGAAUUGCCAUCAGAAUCUUCCCCGAGAAAGAAGAAGUCAGAAAUGACAAGUGGUGACUUCCAAGACUUGUUUCCACAAAUAUCAGCCAGAGAUAAUGAAGAGGAAGAAGAAAGCCUUUCAUCAGAUAGAAAUUAUUUCAGUGAUGAAGAAACAAGCUCAGUUGCUGGAAGUUUUGAUGAUUUUGGAAUAGAUGAUGAGGACAGUUUAUCAGAACCUGUCUCAGAAAAAAAUAGAGAAGAGAAACUUCGAAGAAUAGCGUUAAGACAACAUCUUGAUCAACUUGGAGAACUUGUUAUCGAGAAGGAGUGUGCUGUAACACAGGCUAGGAAUGAACUUCAAAAGUGCCAAGAAUACCUUGAACAACUGCAGUUGGACCUAUCUGAAGCUAAUAAUCAAGGCAAAGAAGCAGAGAAGAAGAAACAGAAGGCUGCUUACUAUUGUUUAAAAAGCAAACAAGAUAAGCUGUGGACGGAGAUAAAUGUUGAAAAAGCUGUUGAAGUGAAAUUAUUGCAAAACCUUGAAAGUGCCGAGUUUAACUUAGCCCAAACAUAUAUAGAACAUGCUAAGUUCUUGCCGUUAGAUGAGGAACUGGAAAACGAAGAAAAAAAACUGGAUAAACUCAAAGCUGAGAAAGCAUCUGCAAGAAUAAAAAAAGAAACAAAUGCAGCUUUAGUUCUUGAAAGGCGGAAAAAGAGUAGAGACAAGGAGCAUAUAUCUGCAUUUCGGGAAAGAGAACGAAAAAGUCGACAAGCACUUAUAUCUGCAAAGAAAAAUCGAGAAGUAGCAGUUAAAUAUUUGAAAGAGACCAUGGACCGAGUUCGUCAACGGGAGAGCGAGGAAGAGGAUAAAAGCAGAAGCGAUUUAAAUCAACGAAUGAGUGCCUUGUUAAGUUUAAAAAGAAACAUUGAAUUGAAUAAGGAAAAUAUAAAUGCAGUUCAAGCUCAGGAUUCACACAUUAAUAAAAAGGAGAAGAUGAAGGAAGAUUUAGAAAGACAAAAACUUAUCUCGAUGGGUGAAAAUCCUGAUGAAGUAUUGACAAGACGUAAAAGAAUACAACAGUUUGAACGUGAUAAAGAGGCAUUUGAAAGAAAACAAAGAGAACGGGAGAUAGAAAUUGUAAACAAAGUUAUCCUUGAAGAGAAACAGAUGAAACGUAGGUAUCAACAACAACCACAGCUAUGGCCAGACAAUAGGCCCAGGAGGGUUCCACGCAAGAGGUCCAAGCCUCGUUUUGCUCCAUCAAGUGGAUCUGAAUCCAUGGAAUAUGGUGCCGAUGUUGAAGACACUGGAGGGAAAAUCUCAUAUAUUGGCAAAGUUUCAACAGAUGAUGAAGGAGAGUUUUCACCAUAUGGUGCUACAAAUAGAGACGAUGAUAGAGAAACCACAGAAGAUGACGAGGUAGCAAAAGACGACAGUGGAAUUCAACAUGACGAAGGUGAAGAAGAAAAUCUUGCAAAACCUGAAUUUAAGGGGUUAUGGGAACAGGAAGAAAUUCAGGAGGAUGUUGAUAAACCUGCACACUGGAAAACUUCAACUCGUGAAUAUAGCAAAUAUGAACAGGGAAUGAUGAAAAAUGCAUUGAGUAAACAAAAACAAAGCAUAGUACAGAAGCAAGUUGCGGCAGGAAGAGAAUUUAAGGGAGAAGCUUUUUACAGUAAACCGGAAAUUGUGCUUUUUAAAGAUUUUGAUGUUGGUAAAACAUACAAACAGAAGGUUCUUUUAACAAACAUAUCAUACUCACAAAAUUACUGCCAAUAUGUUGGUGUCACAGAGAAAAUAAAAGACUUCAUCGAUGUCCUGUUUAGUCCACCUGGAUCGAUGUCAGCUGGACUGACAUGUGAUCUCACUGUCACAUUUAAGCCCAUGAUUAAUGAAGAUAUGGAGGGGUGUAUUGAAAUGAUGGCUCAAACUGGAAUAUUUUAUAUCCCCAUCAAGUGCCUGAUAAAACGCUGUGAGGUAUGUGUUGAUGCACAUGAAGUUGACUUUGGUACUCAAGUGGUUGGAGAAACACGAAAAAGAUCAAUUACAUUAAAGAAUACCGGAGCUCUGUCUACAGACUUCACUUUCUACAAAACCUGCAACUGUGAUAGCGAUGAAAAACCUGAUGCUGAAGCAAGUGAUACAAAUGUUAAUAACAAAGAAAGUCAGGAAAAUGGUGACGCUGCAGUCACAGGUGAUAAACAGCCAGUUGGUGUGGCUGAAUCUAACGAGAAAGUUGAUAGUAUGAGAGUUGGUAAAGUUGCAAGUGGUACGUUAGCACCGUUUUCUUCAACUCAACUAGACAUUCUGUUUUCUCCUCUACAACCAGGAAAUAUUUCAUGUGAAUUCCACAUUGCGUUCACGGAUCCCAAAUUGAAGCCAGCCAUGGUGAUAGCAAAAGCUUUAGCCAUUGAUCUUCCAGUGUGGGUUGAAAGAGAGGUUGUAGACUUAAAGAUAUGUACGUAUGACAGACUUUAUCAAGAUGCGAUUAUCGUUAAUAACAGAGCAACGUCUGCACUUCGGUUAAGAUUUGAACAACCUAAAGAGCUGCGCAAUCAUCUUGAAAUUUUACCAAAGACGGCAUACGUGCAGGCUGAAUCACAGUUUUCUGCGCAGUUGAAAUUUCUACCACGAAAGACACUUCUCACUGAUGCGGAAUGUUUCUUGAACAAAAACAGCAUGUUACUGGAAGUUCCUAUCACUCUCCGUGUGGCUGAUCAGACACAGCCUGUUAAGUUUGUCUUUCAAACAGUACUUACCUCGUCCGAUUUGGAGUUCGACGUAGACGAAGUCAACUUUGGUUGUUGUACAGUCUGUGAGACUGUUUACAAAACCAUACAGCUACAUAACAAAUCAGUUUUACCGCAGCGAUAUGGUUUUGUCGCUACACCAGAGGUGAUAGAUGUGCAACCAAAUGAUGGCUUUGGUACAAUUUUACCAGAUGAAAAACUUUUAUUUGAUAUUUCAUUCAAUCCAACUAAAGCACAGGAUUAUAAAUUCGAUCUUAUUUGCAAGUCACACAUCGGGCGUGAAUUCUUGCUGCGAUGCAAGGGCGUAGGUGUUUUACCGCCACUUAAGUUGUCUGAUUCGCUGAUUAAAUUUCGCGCUACUGCGGUGAACGACACUUCGUCGACGUUUUUUUCCGUAAUUAACGAUCACACAAGUACUAACCAGUUUACGCAUCCAGUUCCAAGAAUAGGAAAUGGUGACAUAUUUCCCGUGGGACCGACAUCUUUCCACUUCGUAGUUCCAAAUGAUGCUCCCAUCACAAUUUCACCAUGUGUUGGUACUGUGUUUCCCGGAGAGAAGUGCAUCGUACAUAUAACGUUUUCCCCGAGAUUGGAUGACAACGUCGUCGAUGCAAAAACAUUAGAGUUGGUCGAAGAAGAACAAUUCGAAACAAUCCAAUGCAUAGAAGAAAAAACUGAAGCGAAGCAUAGAGAAAUUAAAAGUAAAAAUCAAAAGGGAAACAGCAGAGCUAAAGGCAAUACAUCACAAACGCAAUCAUCAGGCAAACAGCUCGCUAAUGACAAGCGUACUCAUGAUAGGUCUAAUCAAAGGAAGCAAGCUCAAUUAUAUUUACAAAGAAAUUAUGAGAACAUUUUGUCAUGUUACAAGAUACCUUGCUUCAUCGCGUACGGAGAAUGUGUUGAUUCCACGAAUAUGCAAUAUAAUGUACACAAUACGUUAUACCUGAAAGCCCACUGUCCAUCUGUGAGGCCGUCGUUGAUCGUUGUCUCAGAAAGUGGCGAUAAUCUUGUUGAUUUUGCCAAAGUUUCAGUUGGUCAGCGGCAUUCUCAAAUAGUUUCACUUCAAAAUAUAUCCAGUGAAACUUUAACUUUAAGUUCAUCUCUACUUGAUCCUCUUGGUCCAUUUGAGGCUGUUAACGCGCUGAGACCGAUUGAACCGAAUGAUAUCUUCUCAGUGAAAUUAUCUUUUACUCCGCAAAAAGAUGAUGACUUUUAUGAAGUCUUGGAGGUGUCAUCUUUGACAGAUACUGUUCGUAUUCGUUUAAAAGGACAAGGUGUGAAGCCUAACAUUACGUUGGAACCGAUAGGCGAUACAUUUGAUGUCGGCGACGCCCUUAUUAUGGAUACAGUGGUCGCAACUUUGAAGGUGACUAAUGCUUCGGAAUUGUCUCUUGUGUUUGAUUUAACACUUGGAAGCCUGUUGACAAGCAAACAUAGUCGCACCCAAACCCUGCCCGCUUAUUUAAAGCAGUUCAAAGAUUGUUUGGAGAGUUCGAAUUGUUCAUUCCUUAUUGGUCCACCCAACAGAUCAAGUUUGUGCGUGUUUGGUUGUAAACCGGCUCACGGUAUUCUCAAACCCGGUGAGUCGAAGGACAUCAUGAUAUCAUUUUCUCCUGAUCAUGCGAGCGAACUGUAUCGUGACGAAUUACUCAUAAAUGUGAACGGUGCUGAGGAGUUUACGCACGUUCACCUUGUUGGUCGAGGCUGGCCAAACAUUGCCUUUGCAAGAGGAUGGGACAGAUUAAUUCCUGCUGAAGAAAGCUUAGUAAAUGGUGAAAAAGAAGAUAUAGACGCGAAGUCAUAUGAAAAGACUGUCCUAUUAACCUUUCACAGUGUCUUGACCGAUUCAACACCACCUGCUGAACGUAUAAUCGAGCUUGGUUGUAUUAAAUCGUCCACACAAACAAAAAAGUCUUGCGAUUUUGUGAUUGAAAAUACCAAAGAUGCAAAUGAAAAGGGCUUCACUAUCGAUCAUCUAAAGGGUGGUGUGGAUAUAGGGGCGAGAAGAGAUUUAUCCUUUAAAUGGACAAUUCCACCACAAUAUGACCCUGGACAUUUGAUUAAAUCUUCCGUUCAGCUGGUUAUGCGUGGAGAUGCAACUGUGACGUAUAACAUCAUACUAAGAGGCUAUGUUAUUUGUUCAGUGCCCAGCUAGUUUGUUGAAUGAAUUUAAGCACAAAUUCUCUUUGGCAAAUAUAUAUAUAUAUAUAAAAAAUAAAUUCAUCUGUAAUGUACUUUAUGAUUUAUAUUUAUUAAAUUAAUAUUUUCUGCAAGUUAAUAAUUUAUUUUAAAAAUCAUUGUGUAUUUACGUAAAAAAAUUCUGUAAAUAUAUAAGGUAUAUAAAAUUAUUGUAUCAAA
Messenger RNA from Hydractinia symbiolongicarpus, 5306 nucleotides. RefSeq names its product cilia- and flagella-associated protein 74-like. Bases 46 to 5103 code for a protein of 1685 amino acids. The transcript is spliced from 44 exons. NCBI's taxonomy places the organism in Eukaryota, Metazoa, Cnidaria, Hydrozoa, Anthoathecata, Hydractiniidae. The record is from RefSeq and is a predicted model, not a curated record.